Molecule: messenger RNA, 4200 nt
Organism: Hirsutella rhossiliensis
Lineage: Eukaryota; Fungi; Ascomycota; Sordariomycetes; Hypocreales; Ophiocordycipitaceae
Product: GRAM domain-containing protein
Exons: 6
Coding region: 1-4200 (1399 amino acids)
Biological process (GO): carbohydrate metabolic process
Molecular function (GO): hexosyltransferase activity; UDP-glycosyltransferase activity
Source: RefSeq, a predicted model, not a curated record
AUGGCGUCCCCUCCCCCACCGCCCGGCGGCGAUGACGCCCAGCGGGACAGCGACAGCGAAGACGAGCCCCCGUCCCACGUCGGCCCUACCCGCCCCGGGCCCUUGUCCGUCAACAUGAACCAGAGCAUCUUCAGUCUCAUUGCCGCCGCCGGCUCUCGCGUCAACUUCAACGAGCGCUUCGACGACGGCAGCAGUGACGACGACGCCAGCCAGCCCCAGGACCUGUCCAAGACCGUCGUUCUCGACCCUUCACCCGGCCGAGACGCUGCCGCCUGCCGUCACAAGAAGAAGCUCUCUGGCCACAGGCUGCUCAAAUCCCUCUCCACCUUGCCCAGGCGCAAGACAAAGACCAAGCGCGAGUCGAGUCAUUCAUCCGCCCCAGUCCCGAGCCCAGACAGCCCAGACGAUUCCGACGACGCGUCCCAGCCCUCCGCCGUCACCCUCCAAAAAGGAGACUCUCGCGUCGCCCCGGUCAUGAGUCGCAUGCUGCAGGCCAGAGCGGAGAUGUCGAGCCGUCCCAGCUUCGAUCUCGAGCGGCCCUCAGCAGACGUGAGCCGGACCGAGCAGGGCGAUGACGCUACCACCCUCGCCAAGCGCCUCAAAGAUAUUUUCGACUUUGACGAGCCUGAGCAGGUAAUCGAAGAGUAUCCGUGCUGGUUGUUGCAAAGUGUUUUGCUUCAGGGCUUCCUGUAUAUUACCGUCAAGCACAUAUGCUUCUACGCAUAUCUUCCCAAAAAGGCUAACGUCGUUGCGAAAUCCGGAUACCUCUCAAAGAACGGCAAGCGGAAUCCCAAGUACAACCGGUACUGGUUCCGCUUAAAGGGCGAUGUGCUAUCAUACUACCGCGACCCCAGGAAUCUCUACUUCCCUCACGGCCAGAUCGAUCUCAGAUUCGGCAUCUCGGCCAGUGUCGUCGACCGGGACAAGGACGGCGUUCACUUCUCCGUCGUCACAAGCCAUCGGACCUACAAUUUCAGGGCAGACAGCACCCCGAGCGCCAAGGAAUGGGUCAAGAGCCUCCAGCGCGUCAUCUUCCGCAGCCACAACGACGGCGACAGCGUCAAAAUAUCGCUGCCCAUUGAGAAUGUCAUCGACGUCGAGGAAACGCAGAUGAUGGAUUUUUCCGACACAUGCAAGAUACGCGUCAUAGACAAUGACGAGACGUAUGCCAUUGACGAGUACUUCUUCUCCUUUUUCACGUUUGGCCGCGAAGCCAUCAACGUCCUCAAAAUCCUCGUUGAGGAUGCAUCGUCGUCUGGCAAGCAAACGGCCGGGAGAGCCAUCGCCGAAAAACAGAACUUGGGCAACCCCGAGCCGCCGCAGUCGACGGGGAUCGCGGGGAGCGCGAGGCCGAGUAAUUUCAACGUGGAUAACUUCUGCACAACCAAGCUCCCCGAGGCCGUCAAGGCGACGCUCUCUCCCAUGUCGCCUCACUCGACCAACCCCAGCCCCCGUGCCAGCCACGAAGUGUCAUCCCGAACCAGCCUAGACGCUUUCCGCCAGAUGGGGGGCUCGAGCCGCGAAGCCUCCAGCGUCUUGAGAGACAUGAGCCCUCGCAGAAGCUUCAGUAGCAGUAGAAGGUCGCUUAGCCGCCGCCCCCUGGACGGCAAGUCGUCGCGGAAUGUGAUGGAGUCGUCCGACUCGAACCUGCAGUCCUCCACGGACGACCCGAGCUACUCGAAUCUGACCGUGUCUGUGACUGAUGACCCCUCGGCGAGUCAGAUUCUCAGAGGCAGCGAGGUCUUUCAAAGUCCGACCAUGCGCCGCUCGCCAUCUUCAAGUCAAUCCACAGACACCAAGCAUCGAGGCUCGAGAGACUCGCAGCAGCAGCCAUUGGCGUCUCCGCGACCCGUCCACGCCGCGACAACUGGGGCCAUUGGUCAACAACCCGCCCAAGCGAGCAUCGAUCAUCAGCGCCCGUCUACGCCGACCCUGCAGAGCAUCACCAAAAUGGGAUCGUACCCUCUGCAGCGCGCAGGGGCCUUUGCCGACUACCUGAACAAGACCAGCAAGCGCAUGAGCUCCCUGCUCGCGACCGAGUCCAUGGGCUACGUCGAAAAGGUCUCUGGCAUGUGGAAAGGCGGCCACAAGCAUUACGACGAGCCCGCCGGCCUGCGCCCCGACGAGGACGAGCUCGAAGAGGACUCGGAGGGCAAGAUUCAGACGUCCAUGGAUCGCUUCCGCGCUCACUUUGCCUUGCCAGAGACGGAGCGGCUCCAGGCGACGUACUUUGGGUACAUACUCCGGGUGCUGCCUUUGUAUGGCAAGAUUUACAUCAGCGACCGGUCCUUUUGCUUCCGCAGCCUGCUGCCCGGCACGCGGACCAAGCUGAUUCUGCCCCUCAAAGAUGUCGAGACGACGCACAAGGAAAAGGGCUUUCGGUUCGGCUACUCGGGCCUCGUGGUUGUUAUUCGCGGGCACGAGGAGAUCUUCUUCGAGUUUAGCCAGACCGACGUGCGGGACGACUGCGCAGUGACAUUGCUGCAAGGCCUGGAGACGAGCCGCUACCUCAGGGAGUCGGGCAUCCUCCGGGAAGAGGAGCACGAAGAGGAUGUGUCGGCAAUCGCCGAGCGAGACGCGUUGAAGUCGGCCAGGCAGAGCGAGUUUCCCGAGCACGACGUGCAGCUGCCGCGCGAGGCGACGGGCUUGCCGAAUGCGCCCACCAUUCUCUCCGACGAUACAGACGGCUCUUUUAUCAACUUUAAGCCCCAAAACUCGAUGAAAAUCACGUGUCUGACCAUCGGCUCUCGAGGUGACGUGCAGCCGUAUAUUGCGCUCUGCAAGGGGCUGCUGGCCGAGGGCCACCGGCCGCGCAUCGCCACGCACGCCGAGUUCCAGGGCUGGAUCGAGUCACACGGCAUUGAAUUCGCGCGCGUCGAGGGCGACCCCGGCGAGCUCAUGCGCCUGUGCAUCGAAAACGGCACCUUUACGCUGGCCUUUCUGCGCGAGGCCAACUCGACCUUUCGCGGCUGGCUGGACGAGCUGCUGGACUCGGCGUACCAUGCGUGCGAAGGCUCCGACUUGCUGAUCGAGUCGCCGUCGGCCAUGGCCGGCAUUCACAUUGCGGAGAAGCUUGGCAUCCCCUACUUUAGGGCCUUCACGAUGCCCUGGACAAGGACGAGGGCGUACCCGCACGCCUUCAUCAUGCCCGAGCACAAGAUGGGCGGCGCCUACAACUACAUGACGUAUGUCAUGUUUGACAACAUCUUCUGGAGGGCAACCGCCCACCAGGUCAACCGCUGGCGCAACAAGACGCUCGGCCUGCCAAACACGGGCCUCGAGAAGAUGCAGCCCAACAAGGUGCCGUUCCUAUAUAACUUCAGCCCGAGCGUGGUUGCGCCGCCGCUCGACUUUUCCGACUGGAUCCGGGUCACCGGCUACUGGUUCCUGGACGAAGGUGGCGAAUACGAGCCGCCCAAGGAACUAGACGACUUUAUCAAAAAGGCCCGGGCGGACGGCAAGAAGCUGGUGUACGUGGGCUUCGGCUCCAUCAUCGUCAACAACCCGGCCAAGAUGACGCAAGAAGUCAUUGACGCCGUGCGCAAGGCCGAUGUGCGCUGCAUCCUGUCCAAGGGCUGGUCGGACCGCAUAUCGCCCAAGGACGACCCCUCGAAGCCACGCCCGGACGAGCCUGAGAUGCCGCCCGAGAUCCAUGUCAUCAAGUCGGCGCCGCACGACUGGCUGUUUCGGCAGAUUGACGCCGCGGCGCACCACGGGGGGUCGGGCACGACAGGGGCGAGCCUGCGAGCCGGCGUGCCGACCGUCAUCCGGCCCUUCUUUGGCGACCAGUACUUUUUCGCGAGCCGCGUCGAAGAUCUGGGCGUGGGCGUGUGGGUGAAGCGAUGGGGAACAAACAGCUUCGGGCGGGCGCUGUGGGAAGUGACGCGCAACGAGCGCAUGAUCAUCAAGGCCCGCGUGCUCGGCGAGCAGAUACGUAAGGAAAAGGGCGUCGAACAUGCCAUCCAGAGCAUCUACCGAGACCUCGAGUACGCCACGAGCCUGGUCAAGUGCAAGGCGGGCAAGAACGCACAGCUCGAAAACGAAGAGGAAGACGACGAGACGGAGGAGAGCUGGACGUUUGUCGGGGUCGACGAGCCCGACCCGGACAUGGUGACGAAGAAGCUGAGCGAGGGGCUCGGCGGCGUCGGCAUGAGCAGUGGCAAGUCGUUGGGGAGCCAGGCGCUCAAGGGCAAUGCGUAA